Messenger RNA from Brassica napus (rape), 1286 nucleotides. RefSeq lists its product as uncharacterized. The transcript has 7 exons. The coding region runs from base 78 to 1199 and encodes 373 amino acids. Lineage: Eukaryota; Viridiplantae; Streptophyta; Magnoliopsida; Brassicales; Brassicaceae. The record is from RefSeq and is a predicted model, not a curated record.
AGACUUAUAUAUUUGAACGUGCAAGGAAAUCUAACACACAUAAAACUUCAAAACAUUAAAACAUUGACAUAUAACUCAUGAAUUCUGUUGUUAAACUCCUCGCGUUCAUAUUUAUAUUCACAAUUUCUGCAGUUCGAUCGAGAGAAAUUGAAGAAGAUGUGAAAUUCUUCAAGUUAAAUGAAAAGGUCAUAUACGAUUGUGUGGAUAUACAUAAACAACCUUCGUUGAGUCACCCACUACUCCAUAACCAUAAAAUCCAGAUGGAACCAUCUUUUUCGAUACCUAACCCAAAAUAUAAAGGUAAAAAAGGAAAUAAAAUUAAAAGAACCAUCGACUGUCCAAAUGGAAUGGUUCCUAUACAAAGGAACACACAUGAAUAUGUUGCAAAUGGUAAAUAUUGGGCAGAAAAACAUUCUACUCCACUUACGGUCGAAAGCCAUGAAACACAUUUUGCCGGAGUUAGAACACAAGAUAAAAGCCCUUACCAUGGUUUGGCUGCUUGGAUGAGUGUGCAUGAUUUGAACGUUAGUAACGACCAGAUUUCCUACACUGCCAUAUAUGUAGAAAGUGGAGUUAACAACAAAGUUAACUCUAUCCAAACUGGUUGGAUGGUGAAUCCAAGUUUAUUUGGUGACAAUCGCACAUGGAGUUAUGGAUUUUGGAAGGGUGCCAAUGGAGCAGGCUGUUAUAAUACAAUAUGUCCUGGUUUUGUUCAAGUGUCAAAAACUGAUCUUUUAAGUGCACCUUUUCCUUAUCCCGGCAAAGGACAAGGAGAAAGAGCAGUUUAUACUAGUAUUUUACAAGAUAAAAUAACAGGAAAUUGGUGGACAACAGAUGUAAAAUACAGUGGACCAGAUACACAUAUUGGCUAUUGGCCAAAAGAACUAUUUGAUCUUAUAGCUAAUAGUGUGGAUAUGGUUGGAGUUACGGGAGCAGUCCGGGCUUCAUCAUCUGGUAUAAGUCCGCCGAUGGGUAAUGGUCUUCUACCAACUGAAGAUGAAAAAGCGUCUGCACAUGUUAAAAACCUUGAAAUCUUAGAUUCUGAGUUUAUAGUCCAAGAAAGUAACAAAUAUAAUUUAGAAAAGGUAUUAGAUAACAACAAAUGUUAUGGCUUAAAGGAUGGUAAGAAAGGUAUUUCCUUCAAAGAAUCCAUUUUGUUUACAUAUGGUGGACCUGGGGGAGAUUCUUGUGGAAUCUAGUAGUAACUUGUUGAAUCUAAUUAAUGGUACAAAGUAAUGUUUUCGGUUAUCAUAAUGAAUAAUGAAUAAUUUGGAAUUUAUGUUUCA